Messenger RNA from Somion occarium, 324 nucleotides. The record is from the annotation of a GenBank genome assembly. NCBI's taxonomy places the organism in Eukaryota, Fungi, Basidiomycota, Agaricomycetes, Polyporales, Cerrenaceae.
AUGCUAUUACAGCAUGCGACAUCGGAAGAUGUUUUCCGUUGCUCUGCGGCAACCUUUGUUCAAGGCGUGCUUUUGUCUGCCAACAUCAAAUCUCUCACCAUCAUUGGACCCUGCAAGUACUCACCAGGAUCGACCUGCUAUUCUGUGAUACCUGGAAGUUUCACUUCCGUAAACGUUGACCUGAUAAUCAUUUCCCUAUCAAAAGAGUUGAUGGCGAAGCAUCUGGACCCUUUUCUCAGAAAGGAGCCUUUUGUCUCGGUGUCCUUAGCUUCAUUGAAUACUUCUGCGGUAGUGCCGAAGCAGCGUUUGCCUCGUGGAUUUUGA